Messenger RNA from Aureobasidium pullulans EXF-150, 1544 nucleotides. Its product is annotated as glycoside hydrolase family 43 protein. The record is from RefSeq and is a predicted model, not a curated record. Gene Ontology annotation, biological process: carbohydrate metabolic process. NCBI's taxonomy places the organism in Eukaryota, Fungi, Ascomycota, Dothideomycetes, Dothideales, Saccotheciaceae. Gene Ontology annotation, molecular function: hydrolase activity, hydrolyzing O-glycosyl compounds. Bases 90 to 1544 code for a protein of 484 amino acids. The transcript is spliced from 5 exons.
AGCAUACCGGAUCCUCGUCUUGGUCACUUGUUAUAUAAUAUUGCAACAGUGCCUCAAUCACCCACAUCUCCCACUAGCAAUCUUCCAUCAUGUUUGGAAAGAAGUCACUUUCUUACCUGCUGCUUGCUGCUGCGGCUCAAGCAAAGUAUAUCGUCCCUGGAGGCAGAUGGACCGAUACAGAUGACAAUCUCGUCAACGCACAUGCUGGUGGUGUGACCGUUGGUAAAGAUGGCAAGUUCUAUCUUUUCGGCGAGUACAAGACUCAAGGACAGACUGAAGGUGGAGGUAUUUCUGUCUACAGUAGUGAUGAUCUUGCUACUUGGAAGUCUCAUGGUUUGGCUCUUGUAGAGCCUAUUGAAGGACAUCCUUACAUUGCACCUGACAAGAUCAUUCAGAGACCGAAAGUGUUGUACAAUGCUGUCGAUGACCAAUACCAUAUGCACUGGCACGCAGACAAUAGCACUUACGGCUGGCUCCUUCAAGGCCUAGCAAUCUCCCCCAACAUCACAGGUCCUUAUACUUUCCUCAAUGCCACCGCCCCCUUCGGAAACUGGUCGCAAGACUUCGGCACCUUCACCGACUACAAGACUCAAAAGUCCUACGCUUUGUACUCAAACGGCGACCGCAAAGAAGCCAGAGAUGUCUACCUUGCCGCCUACGAUGACUCUAACACCGAGUUGGCGGAGAUCGUCCAUCGCUUUGACAAGUAUGAUUUGGAAGCUCCUACGAUUAUCCAGACAGACAGUUCCUACUAUGCUUUGAUGAGCCACAAGACUGGAUAUAGACCUAACAAUGUUGUCGCCUUCAGAGCAAACAGUCUUGCCGGUCCUUGGAGUCAACCUUUCUUUGUCGCUCCAUUGGGGACUAGAACGUAUAAUUCCCAGUCUGGCUUUUCGCUCAAGAUCAACGGCACCAAAAAGACUACUUGGUUGUAUAUGGGUGAUCAGUGGGACUCGAACUCCCUUUGGGAAAGCAGAUAUAUCUGGUUGCCUGUUGACAUUGAUGACAACAAGCAAACUCUCAAGUUGGAGUGGUAUGAUAUCUACGACUUGGAUGUCAAAACUGGCCAGUACAAAGAAGUCAAGGGCAAGACCUACUACGCCAAAGACGCCGUCACAGCAGGCGAUGCUUUCAAACAGGAAGCCAACUUCGCAUCCUCCAACACAAUCGUCACAGGCAUCUCCGGCAACGCUUCCACACUCACCUUCUCCAACAUCCAAGGCUCCGGCUCUCCCCAAUGGAUCUCCUUCUACUAUCAAAACACUGAUGACAUGGGUUUCGGCGACCAACCCGGCGGCUCCCCGGAUCGCAUCAAGACGCCUUGGGCACUGCGCCGUAUCGCUUCUGUUGUGGUCAAUGGCAACAGCAGUGAUAUUCAGACGCUCUACCAAAGAGACACACACAAGGGAAUCAUCCUGAGCACCCCACUAAAAGUGAAUUUGAAAAAGGGCAGCAAUACCAUUACGAUCGGUGGAUUAGAUAACGGUAUUGAUGUCAAAGGAGCGGAUAUUGAUAGGAUUGUGGUGUAUCCUGCUGAGAAGUGA